AUGACAGAAAACGGUAGCGACGAUUUCAACCGCCUGUAUGAGCGACUGGUAGUACGACGUACGAAGAAAAAGCGAGCCACCUUAGAGCUGACAACUGUUAACAAUACUCCCAAUAAAAAGGCUGGAGCCUUGAAAAAGGUCUCGGAAGCUGCGAAACUGGAAGAAACGAGAAGAAAAGAGCAACAUGAACAUGACAUGCGCAUUGUCAGGACUGUAAAUCGACUGCGGCUUGCUAGGAAUCUGCGCGGUCUUGCGCGAUCAAGUCGCUGCAGUCCACAUCGUCUCGCGUUUCAGCUCGUGGCUAGCACAGAACAAAACGAUCUAUCCUUGCUUCAACAAUACAAGAGGAAUCAACGACAAUACUCAAGGUUUGUGCAGAGGCGAAAGAGGUCCGCUUCUGGCAUCGAGAAGAGAAUGAGACUGGAACGAGUUGCUGCCAGAUUGUAUCUGGAUCAAGCUGUUCACUUUAGACCUGACGCAGCGACGACACUUGAGGGACAGCAUCGUGUCAUUGACGAGAUUUUGUUCUUUUUACCUCCAAAUGCAAGUUUGUUUUCUAGAAUUGGAUACGCGGAGAGCAGUAAUGUUGUGCCUGCUCCACCACUAAGACGCAAGUAA
Peronospora belbahrii is the source of this 618-nucleotide messenger RNA. Lineage: Eukaryota; Oomycota; Peronosporomycetes; Peronosporales; Peronosporaceae. The record is from the annotation of a GenBank genome assembly.